Messenger RNA from Saimiri boliviensis boliviensis (Bolivian squirrel monkey), 1890 nucleotides. It is a transcript of the gene ALDH3A2, whose product is annotated as aldehyde dehydrogenase 3 family member A2. NCBI's taxonomy places the organism in Eukaryota, Metazoa, Chordata, Mammalia, Primates, Cebidae. Gene Ontology annotation, cellular component: cytoplasm. Gene Ontology annotation, biological process: aldehyde metabolic process. The record is from RefSeq and is a predicted model, not a curated record. Gene Ontology annotation, molecular function: 3-chloroallyl aldehyde dehydrogenase activity; aldehyde dehydrogenase (NAD+) activity.
UGGGUCGCGCUCAGUCUGCCCGGCGGCGACUGGGCCUGGCAGUCGGGCUAGGCGGCUGCAGAGGCCGGGGCUGAGCGAGCGGGCCCUGGGCGAGUGAGCGGCGCCCCGCGACCUUGCAGUUCUCUGCAGGACCGGGCCAUGGAGCGCGAAGUCCAGCGAGUCCGCCAGGCGUUCCUGUCCGGCAGGUCGCGACCCUUGCGGUUCCGGCUGCAGCAGCUGGAGGCCCUGCGGAGGAUGGUGCAGGAGCGCGAGAAGGACAUCCUGGCGGCCAUCCGCUCCGAUCUGUGCAAGAGCGAAUUCAAUGCGUACAGUCAGGAAGUCAUUACUGUCCUUGGGGAAAUUGAUUUUAUGCUUGAAAAUCUUCCUGAAUGGGUUGCUGCUAAACCGGUUAAGAAGAACCUGCUCACCAUGCUGGAUGAGGCCUAUCUUCAGCCACAGCCUCUAGGAGUGGUGCUGAUAAUCGGAGCUUGGAACUACCCCUUUGUUCUCACCAUUCAGCCACUGAUAGGAGCCAUCGCUGCAGGAAAUGCUGUGAUUAUCAAGCCUUCUGAACUGAGUGAAAAUACAGCCACGAUCUUGGCUAAGCUUCUGCCUCAGUAUUUAGACCAGGACCUCUAUAUUGUUAUUAAUGGUGGUGUUGAGGAAACCACGGAGCUCCUGAAGCAGCGAUUUGACCACAUUCUCUAUACGGGAAACACUGCAGUUGGGAAAAUUGUCAUGGAAGCUGCUGCCAAGCAUCUGACCCCUGUGACUCUUGAACUGGGAGGGAAAAGUCCAUGUUAUAUCGAUAAGGAUUGUGACCUGGACAUUGUUUGCAGACGCAUAACCUGGGGAAAAUACAUGAAUUGUGGCCAAACGUGCAUUGCCCCCGACUACAUUCUCUGUGAAGCAUCCCUUCAGAAUCAAAUUGUGCAGAAGAUUAAAGAAACAGUGAAGGAAUUUUAUGGAGAAAAUGUAAAAGAAUCUCCUGAUUAUGAAAGGAUCAUCAAUCUUCGUCAUUUUAAGAGGAUACUGAGUUUGCUUGAAGGACAAAAGAUAGCUUUUGGUGGGGAGACGGAUGAGGCCACACGCUACAUAGCCCCAACAGUACUUACUGAUGUUGAUCCUAAAACCAAGGUGAUGCAAGAAGAAAUUUUUGGACCAGUUCUUCCAAUAGUGCCUGUGAAAAAUGUAGAUGAGGCCAUAAAUUUCAUAAAUGAACGUGAAAAGCCUCUGGCUCUCUAUGUAUUUUCACAUAACAAUAAGCUCAUCAAACGGAUGAUUGAUGAGACGUCCAGUGGAGGUGUCACAGGCAAUGAUGUCAUCAUGCACUUCAUGCUUAACUCUUUCCCCUUUGGAGGAGUGGGUUCCAGUGGAAUGGGAGCUUAUCAUGGAAAACACAGUUUCGAUACUUUUUCUCAUCAGCGUCCCUGUUUAUUAAAAAGUUUAAAGAGAGAAGGUGCUAACAAACUCAGAUAUCCCCCCAACAGCCAGUCAAAGGUGGACUGGGGAAAAUUUUUUCUCUUGAAACGAUUCAACAAACAAAAACUUGGUCUCCUGUUCCUCACUUUCCUGGGUAUUGUAGCAGCUGUGCUUGUCAAGAAAUACCAAGCUGUGCUGAGGAGAAAGGCCCUGUUGAUUUUUCUGGUAGUUCACAGACUGCGUUGGUCCACUAAACAGAGAUGAACAGCAGAUUUCAAAACCCAGCCCUGUCUGUUAAGAGUGAGGCUGAAUAUUACUGAAGAAUGAUCCUGUUCAACCUCAUAGUGCCUCUACUGAAUUAUUCCUCUUUUAAAUGGUUAAUGAACCAAUAAUUUUUAAAUCCUACCAAAAAUAGUAAGAAAAUAUGCAGACACACUGUGAUCAAACUUAAAGGUCAUUGCCAUUCAUCAUUAAUAAAACUUGCCAUUU